Ruditapes philippinarum (Manila clam) is the source of this 10614-nucleotide messenger RNA. Its product is annotated as mitogen-activated protein kinase kinase kinase 2-like. Gene Ontology annotation, biological process: protein phosphorylation. The coding region runs from base 1549 to 3282 and encodes 577 amino acids. Gene Ontology annotation, molecular function: ATP binding; protein kinase activity; protein binding. The record is from RefSeq and is a predicted model, not a curated record. Lineage: Eukaryota; Metazoa; Mollusca; Bivalvia; Venerida; Veneridae. The transcript is spliced from 15 exons.
CUCAUUUCAGGUAAAUAAAAGUCAACAAUGAUGCUGUGUAUAAAAUGAUCAAUAGAGUGGAAUGAUAUUACAACAACAGCAAUGUAGGAACUGAAAUAACCCUCAUCAUAAAGUGACAAAAAGCAACAACAAUUAUUUUUACAGAAGAAGAUGAAAAAUUAAGACACUUGGAACAUCAGUUUUUUUUAUAUGAAAAAUUUCAAGUCUGAAGAAAUAGUAAUUACGUGUAACUUUUGAUUAAACUGACCUACUUAAUUUAUGCCAUUUUGCAAAGAAUAGAAAAGCCCUAACAAACACAAAAAAAAAAACGCAAUUUGUUUUAUUAUGAAUAGGAUAUAUAGUUACCUACCGUAGAUUAAUACGCUAGUGACUGUGUCCUAUAUGCUUCUAUUAAACAGUUUGUUUGACAUCAAAAGGAGGUAAAGUUGAAAAGAAAAUCUUGCUAGAAGAAAAGUAAAACAGUGAUAAAUUUGAUACAGGGCACACACAUGCUGUAAAGAAUUUUUGUGAUAUCAUAAUCCGAACUACUUAGAUGUUGCUAUAUAAUGGUCAUCAGGGGGGGUUGAAGUCAAGUAUUAAAAUAGAAAAAUUCUUUUGAUAAAGUUUGAAAAAAAAUUGACUAUUGAAAAAAAAUUGAAAAUAACACAAAAAAAUCAACUCAAAAGCUGAUGCAUUUAUAAACAAUGUAGAAAAGAUAUAUUGGAAGGAAAUACGGGGGAUAUCUGACGGAGUGUUAAAGGGCUUGAAGUGUGAUAUGACGGUUAUCUUGUCGGGAUAUAUAAUUUGCAUAUUAUGACGUUGGUUGGCUGAUAGUGGAAUUGAUAACAGCAUUAUAGUACAUGUGUUUAUACAGCUUCGAGAUUGAUGAAAAUGUUUGGAAGUAAUUUUUGAAGAGAAAAAAAAGGGGUACGUCAUAACAACAAAAAGGACUGAGACGGACCGUUGUUUACGUCUUCGUUAAAGUAUUUCCGUGAAAGUGUGGGAAGGAAAUAAUUGUCGGAGAUAUAUAAGAUUUGUGUUAAGUUUUGUAAAGGCUGUCGAUUUAUUUAUUUUAUUUCAAAGUUUUGUGCACAUAUUUUCUCCAUGGAAUAAUCUGUGCGAGCCGAUUGUAUAAUACUGUUGUAUUGUAUUGUGUAAUAUCUUGUGUUUUUUUUUUAUGCGCGACUUUGUAAAUUAUAACCCUAUCACUGUAAUGCAAGGUGUUCUAUGAAAAAAGAAGUGUUGUAUUUAAGGGAUUUGUGACAUUAUUUUUAUUCAAUAAAAAGGUGAGAAAAAAAAAAUCAAAAUGGCAAGUGUGAAGUUAUUAUAUCAUUCAGAUGUUGGAUAAAAGUGUGCGAGAUUCUGAAAAGCCCGCGAUAUUCACUGUUCUUGGAUGUAUUAGUAUAUUUCAAAGGUGUAAAAUUUGUGUGAAUUAAUCAAUAAAUUGGAAAUCAAUCAAAAAUUUACUUAAAGAUACAGUUAAGGAUUUACUAAUGGAGUUACAGCAAACUCUGUAUUCAGGAAUUAAGUGGAAUUAACAUACGAAGUCAGAAGAUUUACAUACAAACAAUGGAAAUGGCGGGGAAAGAUCCAGAUAAACAAGAACUGCUGGACUCUAUCCAGGCAGAUUUAAAGAAAGGUCUCAAACUUGGUAACAAGAAUGUGCAGAAACUAUCAUACUCACAGCUUCAAAGAUCUCAGGGAAUUAGAAUCAAGAUGGAGUACAACGAAGAAAAAAGGACAAUACACAUGCCGAGGCCGCUCAUGUUUGAGCAGAUACGUGACAAGGUGGAACAGAUGUACUCUUCUUCUCUUAGUAUCUUCUUUACUCAAGCCAAUGGCGAGGUUUAUAUUCCAAUAAAAUGCCAGACAGACUUGGGCACUGCAAAAAACCUGGUGGACAAGGGAAAGAUUAAAAUGACCCGUCCCACAAUGUUUACGAAUCGUGAGUCACCUAGUCCACCUCCAGGAUCAUUACCAGAACAUGAGAGGUCAUAUAACCAUAGUCUUUCUUGUAGUUCUAUCAACAGCGAAGGAGAAUUCAUUCCAGAAAAAGAUGCACCAGGUUCUAUAUCGGACAGUUUGUCUUCCCUCGACAGCAGUUACGUGAGCAGUCAUGGUGACACAUAUCCCAUGAUAAGAAAUCGUCGUGACUCAAGAAGAAGUAUCCUCUCUGAUGGUGCCAAAGAUGAAUAUGAUGGUAGAGGGAGUCGGUUUGGAACAUACCCACGAGGUUUUGACUCGGGAACUCAUUCUGCCAAUGUUGAAGGUCAUGGUACGUUUCCAAGGUCAAACAUUGUACAGCAUCGGCGACCGGAACUUACAACAACGUCUCUACGAUCUCUCAUGUCAACGAGAGGAAGUGAGGGAACGUUAAGUACCAGUUCAAGUAGUUCCGGUUUCCCGCCUGAUCCGGAAGAUUCACCGGAAGGUCGGAUAUUUAAACGUAACAGCAAUGAUGGUAGUCCAAUUUUUCAUCCAGCAUUUUCAAAAUCACCUACAUGUCCUUCAAAUUGGAAACAAGGUCAGAGGUUAGGGAGCGGGGCAUUUGGUGAAGUAUUUAUUUGUUUUGAUCAUGACACUGGAAGAGAACUGGCUGUAAAGAUGGUGAAACUUCAUGGUCAAAAUGCAGAAGUUUCAAAGGAAGCACGAGCGUUAGAAAAUGAGAUUAUUUUGUUAAGAAACUUUCAACAUGAGCGAAUUGUUCAAUAUUUUGGUUGUUCAGUGGAUAGAAGUGAGAUCUGUAUAUUUAUGGAAUUUAUGCCUGGUGGAUCAAUAUUUGACAUAAUGAACAAGUAUGGUGCACUAUCAGAACCAGUAGCAGCUAGAUAUACUAGACAAGUUCUAGAAGGCCUUGCUUACUUACAUAGAAAUGUGAUAGUUCAUAGGGAUAUAAAAGGUGCUAAUGUGUUACGAGAUAACUCUGGUAAUGUGAAGUUAGCAGAUUUUGGAACAAGUAAACGGUUACAAACUAUAUGUAGCGUAUCGGGACUAAAAUCAAUUAUAGGGACACCGUACUGGAUGGCUCCCGAAGUUAUCAACGGUGAGACGUACGGACGGAAAGCAGAUGUCUGGAGUGUGGGAUGUACUGUUGUAGAGAUGCUGACUAAAAAACCACCGUGGGCUGAUCUCGAAACAAUGGCAGCCAUUUAUAAAAUAGCAACAACUGAAUUUCCAAGAUUUACUCUUCCCAACGGUUUAUCAUCGCAUACGGAUGACUUUUUAAGAUUGUCCUUCAGACGUAGUCCGCAGGAACGACCUACGGCUGAAGAUUUGUUACUGCAUCCGUUUGUAAAUAGAUGACAUUGAAUCUAUAGAAUGUUUAUUUUAAUUUGAUAAUUGGAUGGGUCGUUGAUAAGGGGCAUUUUGUUGGGGGAGUGUUACAGUAAGAUGAUUUGGGUAUAAAUUUUACGAGGGAAGAGUCUUUCAGGAUGAUGAUUACAGUGUAUAUUGUAUACUCAAAAAAAUAAAAACUGUGUUCAACAUAGAGAUAAAAUAUGUUACCAUAGCUACAGUAUAGGAGAUAUACAGAGAUUUGUUAUUAUUUUGUUAAAGUUUGUGUUAAUGAUACUGUUAUACUAUGAGGCGGAAGAAAGUGAACUUCACAUGUGAUAGCUCUGUUGAUGGAGGCGGAGACAAAAGUGGGUGGAGUGAAGGGGGCGGAGUUAGUUGGCGUUUCCUGCUAAGCAGAUGAUGAAUACUUACAUGCAUUUUUAAUCAGUAAAAAUUUAUCUGUAGAUUAUAUAUGAAGAUACUUAUGUUUGUUAAGUUAUGUGAUUAAAAUACCCAAGUGCCUGAUUGGUUAAUUCUGAGCAUAUAUUAGAUGUUGACCAAUGAAAACCUUGCAUUUGAAUAGCGGAUCUCUUGGCGUAAUAUAUUAAUUAUAUCUUUGUCCCUAAUAUUCUGAAAUUAUUAGCUUGCCUUCACAUUUUAACAAAGUUUAAGGAACAUGUUUUGAUCAAAGGACACUAUCUUAAUCAAACUUUAACAUAGAAACGUUUGUUUGUGAUGCAGUUAAAAAAGGGAAAUAAUUGUCUAGGGGAAGUAAUCAAAAAAGGUGAAAAUAUGUUGCAAAGGGAGAUAAUCAAAAAUGUAAUAAUGUGAAUGUGUGGGACUUUGAUUCCAGAAAAAUGUUGUUUUUAUACUGGCCUAGAUAAUAAUUUUUUUUACUGUUUAUUGUUAAAUUUCUUUGUCCAAUCAUAGUUCAUUACAUGAAUUAAUCAUUUUAUUGUCAAGCAAUUACUGAUGUUAAUAGAAAAAUAUGUUAUAGGCAAAGAUAAGUGUCAGAUUUAAGAAGAAACAAAUUGAUUUCUUCCAUUAUGAAUAUUCCUCUUUCUCCUUUUAUUUUUCUUUAAAAAAUAUAUAUUUCAUUUAAUAAUGUGCCUUUUCAUUUAUUUGUGCCAACAAUUUGUAGCAUGGAAAGAUUAUUCUGUCACAUUUUACACUAUAUUGUUCUCAAACCUACAGACUUAUCUUUUAACUGGAAUUAUGUUUUUUCCCCUUUAAAAUUUGUCUCUAUAAAUGAAAUUUUUUUUAUUAAUAAUUUUCAUUGUUUUUUUUAUUCUCUGCUAAAUUCAACAGUUUAAUAAUAAGUAAUAAUGAUACAAAUUAAUUUCAUUAGUCGUUACCCAAAAAAGAACUGCAGCUAUGUUUUAAAAAUACAUAAGGUUAAAGACUGUUACUCUUCCGGUGUUUUUGUAAUUCAAAAUUGGUGUGACACAUAUUAUUAUAGUUUAAUCUUUUACAAAAUAGUAUUAAUUUCUUUGUUUCAAUAAAAAAAGGCUUUAAAAGAUGUUAUAAGGAACUCGGCAAAUAAGCGUUUUUCUCAACUAAUACCAUGGUGCAAACAAACUUUUACCUUCAAAGCUUCAUGGUGUAUUAGCGUUCACAUUACAGUUAUCAAAUUGUUGUCGAUAUAUAUCGCAAACAGUGAUUUUAUCGCUCAGUAAGUAGCCCGAGUAAUAUAAUGAUGCGCAUCCAAAUGACAAACAGUGAUAAGGGAUACAAUCACCGAUUUGGAUAUAUAUUUUCAAUGUAACAUAACUUAAACAAAUAAAUGCUGCCGUACCUGAUAUUAAGCAAAAUUGCGCCUGAUUUGUUUCUGUACUUAUUUUCAGCACAUUUUAUAUUCAGUGGUUACAUCAUUAUUAUGUAUAAUGAUUACGUCACAAGUCUAUAUAUAGAACAUCAACAAUGAUUUUAUUGCAUAAUAACCUACUCUUUUGGUUAGGGAAAAAUGCGGGUCAUGUUAGAGUUAACAAGUUGUAACUGUAAAAAUGUAAUUAGAUAGAAAAAUGCGCAAAUUUGCCGAGUGUCGGACUAUCUUUGUUUUAGAGACCCCGAUGACUGAUUUGUACUACAUAUAGAUUUUAUGUUUCAUAUGGACGAGAUAGGGUCACUCUUAGACAUGUUUCUAUGGUUUCAUACCUUCUGCCUAAGAAGUUAAAGUAUUGAAACAUUACAUAGAAUUUUUUCAAGCUUUUUCGUAUUGUAGACCCACGUCACAUAAAAUUCUAUAUGUUGCAUAUCACAAACAUUUUAUUUGACAGACUUAAAUCAGCCGGAAAUGUAGAUAAAAGCGACAUGCCUCAAGAUUAGUGAAUUAAAAAUAUGGUUUUUAAGGAAAAUUUGAAAGAAAAAAAUUCUUUUUUUAACACUAAUAAAAUAAUUUUUGCUUAUUUAGACACAAUAGAAAGGAAAACUUACAGUGGAAGUGUAUAAAGCUUACUUAAAUUACUAUAAAUUUGACAAUAUUUUAAUGCCUCCACUUCUAAUGGUUAGAAUAGCCCUUGCUCAUUGGGGAUGCUAUAUUACUGUCAGCCUGUAGAAGUUCAAAACAGUGGAAUAUGUGGGUCGCCAUGGCUAUGGACAUAUUUCUAGUCUCUAUUUAGAACACUUCCUAAAUUUUUUAUUAAAUUUAAAAUUUGGUGUCAAUCUUGAGGUAUGCAGCUUUAAAAACAAUUUUGUUGGUAGAUUAUCGGUCUUCAUUGGUAGAAUAUAUGUCUAAUUAACAUCUUGUUUAAUGAAGCUUUACAUUUAAUUACAUUGUUCAUUUAAAACAGUGAAAAAUGAUGCCUGUAGAACAUCUCGAGUAAAACAUCAUUUACAGUUGAAUGUUAACAUUAAAAUAAGAUUAAUUUGAACAAACAUUUUCAAUUAAGAUUUUUUGUUUUGUUUCAAUUAAUUGUUGUUAUUACAAUGUUGAUUUACCAACAGUAUGGAAACAGCUUAAAGUUAACUUGAUGUAAGAUUUUAAGAUUUGCAUGAACUUUUCAAUCAUUAAGAUAUUUGAAUUAAUUUAGGGAAUGCAUUUCAUAUUUUUGGGGGUUUUUUUAGGUGAUAUUUAAUUUGGAAUAUUGUAUGGUUAUGAGGUCAGUUGAUAAGUAAUAUAAUAAUAAAAGUUGUGACUGUUUAUGAUAAAAUAAGAAAUUAUCUGAUUUAGAACAACUAACUGUGCAGUGUAGAAUACAGUAAAAACUCUGAAAAGCGGACCCUCUGAAAACUAGAAUCCUCCGAAUACUGGAGCCUCUGAAAACCCGACAAUUUUAAAAGUCAUGUAUUUCCUCAUUAUAAAUUCAUUGAAAUAUAAACCUCUGAAAACCGGAAUCCUCUGAAAACCAGACUUUUCGUUGAGUGGGGAUAGAGUCCGGUUUUCAGAGUUUUUACUGUAACACAGCACUAACAUGGUUACAUUUUUUCCAUUUAAAAAUAUGUUAAUCAAUGCAGUCCGACCUGGUCUUGAGGUUAUGAAACAUUUUUUUUUGUGAGAUCUGACUUGGAUCUCGGGAUUUUCAUUGGUCAGUGCAAAUUCUGUGCAGGUGUCUGACCAAUCAAAUACCUAAGGAAUGAGUUUUGAAAUUAAAAAAAAAAAUUCUUAACCUCUGGUCAAGGCUCUAAAUUGAUGAUGGUCUUUUCCGAUAAAAUGAAAGGUAGAAAAACUCAUUUGAGAAACUUGGUAAAAUAAUUGAUAGUGUCACAUUCACAAGCCAUUGAAACAUGAAAAUUUUGUUUUUUCUUAUAAUGUCUAAAGGAUAUUAAUUUUUGGUGCAAUUUUUCUUUAUAUAUGAAUAUUUUCUUUUUUCCAAAAGCCUCUGGACAACGUUUUUUCUUUCUAUAGUUUUAUUUUAUACAUUUUUAUAUAUGAAACUGAAAGCGUCUUUAAAAAUACAUUACACCAACUAAAACCGUCGUAAUUUGUAUCUCCCAUUUGCCAAAAUUUAAGAGUAAAAUCUAUGCAAUUUUAUACAGAACCCUUUUGUACUAUUUCAUGUUUAUAUUUUGUCAUAAAUAUGUAGUUUUUAAACUUCUGACAAUAUUGUCAGUAUAGAUUUUCUGACAAUUUUUAUCUAUUUUUAUCUGGCAUUGUCAGUGCAUUAUUUAUCCAAUCAUGAUUUUGAAUUCAGUGAUGUGAUUCAUUUGUCAGAAAAAGUAUUUUUGUCAUGGUUAGGCCAAACUCUUGUAAUAUUACAUUUGUCAAAAUUUUCCAAGUUUGUUAGGAAUAAUGGAGAAUUUGCUUUGUCAUAUGGUAUAAAUUAAUUAGAUUUUUUUUAAAGUUAAACUUAAGUUAAUGCAUUUUGUAUGUCUCAAUGCUGAUGUCAGAAAUCAUGUGGAAUUAGUUGUUAACGUCACUUGCAGAAUAAUCAAUCAUUGCUGGUUUGUUAUUCAGGAAAGCAGGUUAGGUGGUUGGACUGCCAAGCUAUGACAUAAAAAUGUAUAAAAGAAAAAUCGGCUUACAAAACCAGACAAAGAAGCAUUGAUAUAAAAAAAAAGAUUUCAUUGAAUCUGGAUUAACUAAAUAAUCAAACUUUUGGGAGUUUCAAUGGUGACAGUUUAACAGACAAUACAGACAAUACAAAAUGUCACCAUGUUGGACAGCUCUAAAAUCUCACAUUUAAACUGCAUUUUCUAUAUUUGUAGGUACAUGAUUAUCUGUAGGAAAAUACUGUAUAUUUUUAUUUAAAGCAGCAUGCCUCCAGAUUCAUGCUAAUUUUUCAUGAAAAUUUUGAAAAUGUAUUUAAAGGUAAAAUAUUCUGCAGUGAACAAAGAAAGUAAUUUACACAUUGCAAAUUUCACAAUCAUUCCACAUAAAUUACCAAAAAGAGGUCAAAAUGUAUACAUAAAUGCCUCUUACUGCCUUAGUAACGCAGUAGAAUUAUAGUGCUUGAUACUGCAAAAUCAGUCAUUAAUUGCACAUAACAUGUAAAACAUUAAUUAAAUAUUGAAUCUUUUUACUUUUCUAAAGAUCUUGGUUCAUUUUUCUAAAAAUUGAAUUUCUUGAAAUAUUUUGGCUCAUCUGAAGGCGUGCAGCUUUAAUAGUAAGAAAGAAUGUGCAAUUGAAUCUUGCAGUCUUGUUUUUCUUUAUCUGUUAAGUAUUUCAAUGUCUGUUAGUUAUGCAAUUUCUUGUUUUGUUUUAGUGAACAGAGAUUUUAUUGAAUGUUUGAAAAUUGGGGAAUUACGCUUUGGUAUUGUUUGUUUUAAUAUAUCGACAGAUCUGUUUUUUUAGAAUAAGCCUAUUGUAUGUUAGAAUAUUAUUAUGUGUAAUAGAACACUUGUUAGGUCCGAACAAACUUAUCACCGAUGUAUUGCGAGGAAAAACUGAAAUAAGUUUUCAUAUUCAUUGUACAUAUACUGGUUUCUAAUUCAGAAACACAUAAUUAUGUAUAAUCAAAACAGAUGUGCUAUUUUGUGAUCAUGUGAUAUCUUUAUAUAGAAUAUUAUACUAUGUGUGAUCAUGUGAUAUCUAUAUAUAGAAUAUACUGCGUGAUCAUGUGAUAUCUAUAUAUAGAAUAUAAUAUUGUGUGCGAUUUAACCAUGACCACGGUUCCCCAGCACACACCUUUUGGCACAGUCGGUGCUUGGCUUCAAAUCCGGUGUUCUGUUUCCAUUUCUGAUUUUCAGGCUGUCAAGUAGGCCCUUCUUUGUUUUUUUUUUCAAAAAUGCCUUGCCUUACAAAGGCUUUAUCUAGUACUUAUUGUUUUGUCCUUUAGAUUCUUAUACAAACAUUGUAGACUGACGCUGUUUCAGUUGAAUGUAUUUACAAGCAUUACUCCUUUAGGUCCAGGCUUUUUAUAAUAAAAAAUGUAUCCAUAUAUAUAUAUAAUAUUUAAUAAAAGUACAGUAAAAACUCCCUACUGCGACCACUGAAGGGACUAUGCAGAUCUGGUCUUAAUAACGGAUUGGUCUCAUUAAUGAGUUUGGUCAGUUUAAUCAAGUAAUUUUGAAAAAUGUCUUUUAACAACAAAACACACUGACGGAUUUAACCUUUCAUUAUUUUGCAGUUUUCAUUGCUGGUUACAACUUCAGUAACUUUAAGUCUUGAAAUCUGGGUGGUCGCAAAGCGGGUUUUUACUGUAUGUUGAAAAUAUUAAUUAUGCCACUGUUAUAAAAAAAACACCCUUGUUCUCCCACUCUAAUUUAGUUAUCAAAAAACAUCACAGAAUUUAUUCACUGUCUGAAUUUCAUGAAAAUUAGCAUGAAUGAGAACAUGCUGCUUUAGUGGCAUUACUUAAAAGUCUGGCGAUUACGUUAGUGUAACCUUGGAAAUAGUGACACAUAUAAGUAAUUUCGAUCAUUUUCAUCAAACAUUUUCCAAAAUGAAAACUGAUGUUUGGCCAAAGGUCUGUAAUAGUCUUUAUUUUCCAAUUUAAUACCUUGCUGAAAAUUGUGUGCAUUUUUUAUUAAAAAAAGUUUCAUAUGAUUUAAAAUUUUAACAAAACAAAAUUUCAUAUAAUUAGAUUUUUAAUUGCCAACAGACAAUUUCAGGUUAUAUUUAGAAGCUCAGUAAUAUUAUCUUGAUGGGAUUUUCAUUUUACAUAAAAGCGAUCUUGAAUCAGUUUUAAAGGGGUGUAUCUAUGGCCAAGUGGUUAAGGGUAUUGACUUUAAACGAUUUGCCCCUCAAAUCCCUCCAGGGACCUUGCAUUCUUUAAUGUGAGGGAUUCUAUCAAGAUAAUUUAUUGAUGUGGUUCUAUUCAGAUGGCCCAUUCAUGUCUGAAAUAAAGCCUGGAAGAACACCCAAGGUCUUUCUCCACUAGUUGAACUGGAAAGCCACCCUGUGACAUUAACAUUGAAUGUCAUAGAAUAUAUUUUGUGUCUGGUCUGUAACUUUUUCAUCCAUCAAGUGAUAUUGAGAAAACUGACCCCUACAUCCAAGGUCAAAUUAACCCAGACGCCUACAUCCAAGGUCAAAUUAACACACACCCCUACAUCCAAGGUCAAAUUAACAAUAUUAGGUCAAAGGUUAACAUGGUCUGUAUUUUCUUUUAAGUCCUCUCCAUUUAUGUACUUUAACUUUCAGAGAUGAUAAAAACUGAGGAGUUAUUUCAUUAUAUAUUUCAAUUUGAUUUACUAAAAAAGUACAUGGUUCUUUUACUUAUCGCAAUGCUCAUUAUGGCCAUUUAUUGCACAGAUUCAGUGUAACUAUUGCACAAUUCCUGCAAUACACGCUAUAUACACUGAAUUUAUACACUGAAUUUAUGCGAAUAAACUUGAGAAUAUCAAAUGGAAAUGGCACACACCUGAUUUGAAGGCAGGCACCAAAAUGUGCCAAAGGUGCGUGUUGAGUAAACUAUGCAGAUGUCGAAAAGAUAUUGAAAAUAUGCUAUUAAUAUUGAAAAUAAAAUAUUUGAAGUAAACCAA